ACCGCCCCCUCCUCUAUCCUCCGGUGCAUAGGACGGAGAGCGCGAAGGAGACGCGUCCGUGCGGAGUUGCCAUCGGUGGGAAUAUUCGUUUAGAGGAAGUCUCCGAAUCCGCCUCGAACGACAAAAAUGGAUGAAAUGGAAGAGGAGUUAAAAUGCCCGGUGUGCGGCUCGUUUUUCCGCGAGCCGAUCAUACUGCCCUGCUCGCAUAAUAUCUGCCUGGCCUGCGCGAGAAACAUCCUUGUGCAGACGCCCGACGCCGAAUCCCCGCAGAGCAGCCGCGCGUCCGGCUCUGGCGUCUCCGAUUAUGAUUACUUGGACCUGGAUAAGAUGAGCCUGUACAGCGAGGCGGACAGCGGAUACGGCUCUUACGGCGGGUUCGUGAGCGCACCGACCACCCCGUGCCAGAAGUCCCCUAACGGGGUGCGAGUUUUCCCCCCUACCGUGCCUCAUCCGCCCCAGGCGCAACACCACCUGCUGCCUCACACCGGCGUCCUGCCGCCGGUCCCGCGGAACUCCUGCCUCACCUGCCCGCAGUGCCACCGCAGCUUGACUCUGGACGACCGGGGGCUCCGGGGCUUCCCCAAGAACCGCGUGCUCGAGGGAGUGGUGGACCGGUACCAGCAGAGCAAAGCGGCCGCGCUCAAGUGUCAGCUGUGCGAGAAGAGUCCCCGCGAGGCGACGGUCAUGUGCGAGCAGUGCGACGUGUUCUACUGCGACCCGUGCCGCCUCCGGUGCCACCCGCCCCGGGGUCCGCUGGCUAAACACCGGCUCGUGCCGCCGGCGCAAGGCAGAAUCAGCCGCCGCGCGAGCCCCCGGAAGAUCUCCACCUGCACCGAGCACGAGCUGGAGAACCUGAGUAUGUACUGCGUCCAGUGUAAGACCCCCGUGUGCUACCAGUGUCUGGAGGACGGCAAACACUCCACUCAUGAGGUCAAAGCGCUGGGGGCCAUGUGGAAGCUCCACAAGGGACAGCUCUCUCAAGCACUGAAUGUUCUGUCUGAUCGGGCCACAGAGGCCAAAGAGUUCCUGGUUCAGCUCAGAAAUAUGGUACAACACAUACAGGAGAAUGGAGUUGAAUUCGAGGCAUGUUUGGUCGCCCAAUGUGAUGCUCUGAUUGAAGCUCUCAACCGCAGGAAAGCUCAGCUUCUCAGCAGAGUGACCAAAGAACAUGAACACAAACUCUCAGUGGUUCGUGAUCAGAUAUCUCACUGCACGGUGAAGUUGAGGCAGACCACAGGACUGAUGGAAUACUGUCUGGAGGUUAUCAAAGAGAACGACCCCAGCGGCUUCCUGCAGAUCUCUGAUGCUCUGAUAAGACGGGUCCAUAUGACGGAGAACCAGUGGGGGAAGGGCUCUCUGACCCCUCGCAUGAGCAGUGACUUUGACCUGACGCUGGACAGCGGACCCCUGCUGCAGACCAUACACCAGUUAGACUUCGUCCAGAUGAAGGUUCCAGCUGCUCCUAUUCUCCAGUUAGAGGAGUGCUGUACUCAAACCAACAGUGCGACUCUGUCAUGGAAGCAGCCGCCUCUCUCCACCAUCGCUGUGGAAGGCUACAUUUUAGAACUGGAUGAUGGGACUGGAGGCCAGUUCAGAGAAGUGUAUGUUGGUAUAGAGAUGAUCUGCACUGUGGACGGUCUGCACUUCAACAGCACUUAUAAAUCCCGCGUUAAAGCAUUUAACUCCAGUGGAGUCGGCCAGUACAGCAAAACGCUUGUCAUGCAGACAUCAGAGAUUGCCUGGUUCACCUUUGACCCUGUAUCGGCCCACCCUGACAUCAUAUUGUCCAAUGACAACCUCACGGUGACGUGUAACAGUUACGACGAUCGUGUUGUCAUGGGCAAUACAGGGUUCUCUCGUGGUGUGCACUACUGGGAGAUGACCAUCGAUCGCUAUGACAACCACCCCGACCCUGCAUUUGGGAUCGCCCGGGCUGAUGUCAUGAAGGACGUUAUGCUGGGGAAGGAUGAUAAAGCCUGGGCCAUGUAUGUGGACAACAACCGCUCCUGGUUCAUGCAUAACAACUCGCACACCAACCGGCGCUAUGGGGAAUGCCUCCAGCGUGACCGGUGUCUGAAGCAUGUGUUAAAACGCGACAAUAUCAUUGGCCGAAGACAGUCCGUGACAUCACUACCAGUGCGACCUACGGAUGGAGGAAUAAGUAAAGGGGCGACUGUGGGUGUGCUGCUGGAUUUCUCUCGUGGGAUUCUAUUGUUUUUGAUAAAUGAUGAGCAACAGGGACCCGUUGCCUUCAACACACUGGAGGGCAUGUACUACCCAGCUAUCAGCCUCAACCGCAAUGUUCAGGUGACUCUUCAUUCUGGGCUGCCUAUUCCUGAUUUUUAUACACCCGGAGAGUCUGAAGCUGCAGGCUCAGUCUGCUGAAGAGUCCUCGACUGAUACACAUUCAUAUACAGACACACACGCACAGACAAGUGCACAUGGAUUCAGCUGUGAGUACUUGCCAGGGGAUUUGCUGUUGACAGUCAUUAAUAUGUUUUAACAAGGUCAGAAAUGUAAAUGGACUUGUUAGGGUCAACUCAACCCUAACUUAACCCUAACCUUAACUCUGACCCUGAUGUAUGUGAGGUAAAUUAUUGGAAUUCUUGAAUCAUUUUUCUCUCUUUCUUACUCUUUUUCUAGAUAUGAUUAUUAUUAUUAUUAUUAUCAUUAUUGAUGUUGUCAAUGUUGUUUUUAUGGAAAAGGUGCUCAUGGAUGUGAACUCCAAGCUUACUGGAUCUUAACAGAGUGUUGUUUCAUGAUAAAAUCCUCUGUGUCAAGUUAAGCUUAGAAAUAAGUUACUGAUGUGUUAGACCUUAGAGGAUGAAUUUUACAAAACGUUCUGUUGCAUAUAAAGGGAAUUUUAAAACUGCAGAUGGGGACAGAAACUAGAGUACAAUAUCUUAUAUUACAGCCUCAUUGCGCAUAUUAUGCCUCAGUUAAUCUUAUAUAUAUAUAUCAAACCCUAUUCUGAAAUUCAAACUAUAAACCCUGACCGAACCCGAUCCCUAAACCUAAACUCUGUCAUAUUACACCUCG
Rhinichthys klamathensis goyatoka is the source of this 3039-nucleotide messenger RNA. It is a transcript of the gene trim9, whose product is annotated as tripartite motif containing 9. Bases 127 to 2385 code for a protein of 752 amino acids. Lineage: Eukaryota; Metazoa; Chordata; Actinopteri; Cypriniformes; Leuciscidae. The record is from RefSeq and is a predicted model, not a curated record. Gene Ontology annotation, molecular function: protein binding; zinc ion binding. The transcript is spliced from 11 exons.